ACUCGACAGUUUGACGUUAAUCAUAACAUUGGCGGGAGAUGGACUUUAUUUUUAUUAUUUAAUCUUUUUCCAAUCCAAUAAAUAAAGAUAUAAAAUAUUGUGAGUGGAUUUUGGAAUUACAUUCGACAAGAUGUGGUUUUUGAAAGGACCGAAAGGUGAAUUAAUUUAUCUGAAACGAGAUUCUCCAAUAAAUGUGGGAAGAAUUCAAGGCGAUAUUGUUUUGAGAGAUGAUAAAUCUAUAAGUAGAAAUCAUGCCUCAGUUUAUGUCGAGCCAAAGAAGAACAAAAACAAAUCGUUGUGUUUUGUUAAAGACAUGGGCUCAAAAUAUGGUAGUACCGUUAACAGAGGAAAUGAAACAAUAAAAAUAACAAAGGAAGGAAUAGAAGUGCAUCAUAACGAUAUAAUCAAAUUUGGACUUCAAAACAAUGAUUACACAGCUUCCUAUAUUCCUAUGGUUGUUUUGGUUUCUUCAAUGACUGACAUUAAACACUUGCAAUCAAUAAUAAACGAUCUCGAUGGAUACAUCGUUCUGGAGUGGUCAAAGGAUGUCACUCAUCUCACAACCGUAAAGGCAAAAUUGAGAGAAAAGAUAGCAAUUGCUCUUGUAAAUUGUGUUCCAAUCGUUGGAAUUGAAUAUUGGGAAGCUGUUAAAAUUGCAGUAAAGGAAAAUAAAGAUUUACCCAAAUUUUCCGAUUAUAUUCUUCCAAUUUCAGAAGAUAUAAUAGACAAUACAAAAGUGUCUCUAGCACCGAAUAAAAUUCGAAGAUCUUUAUUUAAGGACUUGACUUUUUUGUUCUUCAGUUAUUCUCAACUUAAUAUUUACAAGAAAAUCGUUAAUGAUGCAGGUGGAGAAAGUUUAAUGUUCAACAAAUCAGUCCACACUGACUUAAACAAAUUUUGCACUGAUAAUUUCGCUGUCGUCUAUUAUAUGAUUGGAUCAAAUCAAACUGAAGAGAGUAUUCUCGAAACGCAGAAGACAAAAACAGCAUAUGAAGAAAUUGAGGAGCUUUUACGAAAAUCAAAACGUCGAAUGAUUUCCGAUUCGGAAAUAAUGUUGGCCAUUCUUCACUGUUCUUUGGAAAAAAAUUGCAACUCCAAACACAAAUAUAAAGAGUGGCUACUGGAAAAGAAGAGUAACGCUUCAAAAGAUGAUAGAAAAACUAUUUUCGCCGUUGAUACUGACGAUUUACAUUCAAAAUCAUUGAUUGCGCAAAAUAAUGAUAAUAUUGUACCAGAGUCAGUCGAAAUGACAAGCCAGGAUUUAGUCGAUACACAAUGGAGUGGUAUGGGUGAUAACAAUAAAGCACCUCCUGCUUCAUUGGGAAUUUCGGACAUCAGUUCAAUUAAAAGUGAAACUCAAUUAUCCACUGAGGAUAUUGACAGUCAAUUGGCUAAAUUAAAUGUCGAUAAAACAACUGAAAAAAGAACCGAAAAAAGAAGUUCCGAACUUGUGUGUUCAACACCAGCGAAAAGGGCAAAAAUUAGCGGUGGCAGUUCCCUAUUUCCAGUCGUUUCCAAAAAAAGUUCACAAAGUCUACUCAAUUCACAAGAACAUCUUGUUUCCCAAAUUCCUAAAUUAUCACAGUUAUCCAACAGAAAUAACGAUUCUAUAAUUAUUGAUUACGAUAAAAAAUCGUCUUCCCAAUCACAAAACAAAUUCACCCUACCGUCAACUUUGAAUGACAGUGGAAAACAAAAAGCUAAAGCAAAUAUUUUUGGCAAUUGGAUGGAAGCGCCGAAGGCAAGUAAAAUAGAAAUAAUUGAAGAAACAGAUACGCCAAAGAGAAAAACACAAAUUGAUAAAAAUGAUAGUACAUCGAUGGAAAAUAAAGCACCGAAAAGAGAGAUAACUCGUUCUAAUGAUUCUUCAUCGAAUGCUCUUUCAUUUGGAAGUAAAAAUAAGCGAAGGGAAUCAAAUUCGAGUGAUACGAUCAAUGAUUCAGUGAAGGACAAAUUGAUUGAUGAGGAAGAACCGCAGACGAAAAAGAGAAAAAUAAAUGUUAGUAAUGAUAGUUCAUUGGAAUCUAAUGGGAGGAGUGAGAAAAGAAAGCGGGACACUAGAAGUGAUUCAGACAGCAAUCAGUUUGUAAUGCAAAAGAAACGAAAUCAAGAUGAUAAUGAGAAAGUAUUCCGAAUAGAAGCGGUGGAUAAUCUCAACAGUAAUGAUGAUGAUUGUCUUAUAGUUACGGGUUUAAUUCGCGAUGGAAUGAAUGAUCCUUCUAUAAACGACACUAUAGGUUACAAAACAUAUAAAAGGGCUAACUAUACGAUUCCCAGAAUGAGAAUAUCACUUGAUGGUAUGGUUGCUUGGUCAAUGGAGGAGGAAUAGCAGAGAGUUUUUAUAAAUAUAAAAAAAUUACUUUCACAUUUGUUAUUAAUUCAUAUUAAUUAUAUUUUUUUCAGCAGUGUUUAGUUAUUUAAUGUUCGUCUAAUUUUUUUUUGGCAAAUUUUCUUUAUUACAUAAUAUUUGUUAAAUAAGUCAGAAGUUAAAUUGUAUUCGUGAAGACUGUCGUAAAACGUGAAAUUGAAUAUUAUUUUUAUAUACAUCAACAAGUUCGUCUUUUAAAAUUAAUUAAAUAUUUUAAUUGCAAA
Molecule: messenger RNA, 2592 nt
Organism: Leptopilina heterotoma
Lineage: Eukaryota; Metazoa; Arthropoda; Insecta; Hymenoptera; Figitidae
Gene: nbs
Product: nibrin
Exons: 9
Coding region: 131-2329 (732 amino acids)
Biological process (GO): mitotic G2 DNA damage checkpoint signaling; double-strand break repair via homologous recombination
Cellular component (GO): Mre11 complex
Molecular function (GO): damaged DNA binding; protein binding
Source: RefSeq, a predicted model, not a curated record